UCAGAGGAACAUUUACGAGUCCACCCCAUUAUCCACCGCUAUCAGCAAGCACUCAGGACCGCUCGUCCUACAGUCGCUGUCCUUCACUGAGUCGCAAAUCGCCGUGAGGCGCUGUGUCUGAGAGGAAGGGCGACACGGAGGGGAGGAAGAGAUGAAGAGACGGUACACUGAGGAAGAGGAGCCUGUUGUCAUCAACCCCUCAGGUCAACCACAAGGAUCUCCCUGACGACCGAGAACCUCCAUGUCUGUAAACAAACACGCCGUCUAAGCUGGAGCGGUAAAACACCAGAGAGACCUCUCCACUCUCAGCCACCACCUGAGGAACGAUGAAGCGCACGACCAUCUCAGCUAGCCCCAGGGGGCGUUGUGGAGAGUGUUUGUCCGUCAUGACGGGUCACUGUCACUGACAGAUGGGAUGAUUUAAGAGGCCCGAGGAGUGGGGCAGCAACAUUUUUCACUGGUAAGUCUUCUACGCAAGACAGUGUUGCCAGUAGGAUGCCGGCACCUCUACAAUUAGACAGAACUGACCAGAGAACCCUGGAGAACCCUGGAGAACCCUGAGCAUUGCUGAUGUAAACCUUGGAUGUUGAUGAGGCGACCGAAUCGAAAGAUAACAAAGUAAUAUGGAUGAUACAUUUUGCAUGACUCAUGAGCAAAAGCUCGGAUCCAGACCAAUGUGCAAUAGAGAUGCAUGUUCUUAUUAGUUAUGUACCCUGUUUGAAUCAACCGACUGAGCCAUCUGGUACCAAAACGAUGUUCAGGUGUCUACCUGCUUCCGAGCUGGCUGGGUUGCCCCCACGCGGAGCUCCCCUGGCAGCCAUGUCUGAGAUGGAGGAGUUGUCCCCCGUGCCCUCGCGGCGCACCCCCCGCCGGAACCCCCGUGUCCUGCGCCUGGACCCGGUUUCGCAACACCGCCGCGUCUUGGAGGACCAGGUGGAGCUGUGGUGGUUCCACAAGCCACGGCGCUCCAUGUUCUGCUACGGCCUGUCGGUGUGCCUCGUCCUGGGCCUGGGGAUUGCCGGCGUCGGACUCCUCUCCACCACCACCAGCCUGUCCAGCGAGUGGCGGCUGGGCGUGGGCACCAUGCUCUGCCUACUGGCCCUGGCGGUGCUGCUCAAGCAGCUCCUCAGCUCCGCCGUUCAGGACAUGAACUGCGUUCACAGCCGGAGAUGCGUGGAGCUGAUGAAGAGUGGCGGGCGGGCGGACCCGGUGAUCAUCCUCGCCACCGGGAUGGCGUUGGCGGUCUGCGGAGGCGUCUUGCUCUAUGUUUCACUGACCAACGGGCACCACGGGCCAGGCCAGCGCCAGAGGGACAUGUUCCUGGCUGGGUUGGCGCUACUUGGGGCCGGGAGCGCCACGGGCCUGGCGGUGGUCGGGUACUCACUGGCGCUGAGCCUCCAAGAGAGGAGAGAGCGAAGGAUGUUGAGGAGGAGGCGCGUGGGAGGGCGGGGGUUACGGAACAGGGCGGUUAUGGUGUUUACGGUCCCAGCGGUACAAAUGACCUACUCCUCCAGUAGGGUAAGCCUGAUCUGAGAGCUGACUCGGCUGGGUUCAUUCGGCACCAAACGGACGACGACAGACUGGUACAGUGGGAGUCUUAUCCAAUGAGAAGCAAUUUUUUCUGUUGCUCAUUGGAAAACAACAUAAAUGUGUUUUCUGCAACAAGAAACAAAACCAUUGCUCUCUAAUAUUAUCAGUAUUUCAAGAUUGAUUGAGCCUGGGACAAGAGCUACUCUGUGCACAUCAAAUAUCUGCUGGGACUAGGGGGACCUAGUAGAUGAAGACACUCGAGUGGCUGGGACAGGGAGGGAAGAAUGCGAGAAGUAUCAUCAGUCUCCCUGGCGAGUAAUGGAGCUGCCACUCCUACGGCGUCAUCUCGUCGACUAAUGCCCAUAUCAGACCGCGCAAACCGUGCCCACUGUGCCAUCCAGUGCCAGCCCGGCCGGGACCCCCAGUGAGACUGGCCAUUGUUUCUGUCAGAGGCCGUGCUAUAGCUCUGCCGUAUUAGAUCAGACCCCAGUAUGUGUGUGACGACGAUAGGAGCCGACGUCGUCAUAAACCCACUCACAGGGAGGAGAUCCCAGCAAGUCACACGACUCCAGUUUCUCUGUGCUGCUGGUAUUACAACCCAAAACACAUUUUACUUUUUUAAUUAACAGUCAUGUGGAAUUACAAGGCAAUAUACGAUUACGAUGUACAUUUCGUACAGCCUCAGUCGUAGCAGGACUUGUUCUGAGUUGUCCCUAUAUGGAACCUGUAAUAUAGAAUACGUUUUGUUUUUACAAUAUAAUUAAUAUAUAAUAUUAUAAUUAGUUAAUAUACUUUGUAUGAUUUAAGUGAAAUGUUGAGUAAAAGUGAGAAAGUGAGGAAAAGGUUUUUGAAAAUGAGAAGGUCCACAAGACUUCGCAGUUAGUAACAAUAAUGACGAAAAACUAAG
Molecule: messenger RNA, 2437 nt
Organism: Esox lucius (northern pike)
Lineage: Eukaryota; Metazoa; Chordata; Actinopteri; Esociformes; Esocidae
Product: transmembrane protein 125-like
Exons: 2
Coding region: 649-1533 (294 amino acids)
Source: RefSeq, a predicted model, not a curated record